AUGUCUCCCACCCAUGACAAGCAUAGCUCCCAGGGGCUGCUCCAGGCUCAAGUUGAUCUUUGGCACCACGCAUUGGGAUUUGUCAAGUCCGUGGCACUCAGAUGUGCAACAGAACUGCGAAUCCCUGACAUCAUCCAACACCAUGGUGGUUCUAUGACCCCUUCAGAGUUGGCCUCAAAGAUCGGGCUCCAUCCGUCUAGGCUUCCCCACUUACGGCGACUCAUGCGUGUGCUCACCGUGUCAGGCAUCUUUCUUGUUCCUGAAGUAGCCUCACCAGACAAUGAGGUUUCUUACGGGCUUACUCCAACCGCAUGCCUACUUGCCAGCUGCGAUGAAGUUAGAUCAAACUUAUCUCCCUUUCUAUCUUUGUUACUUGAUUCAACUUUCGCUGCACCCUUUUUUGGCAUGCACUCAUGGUUCCUGGAUGAGCAUUCCACGUCCAUGUUCAAGAAGGCUCACGGCCUUAACUUUUGGGAGAUGGCUGAGCAGGACGAUACUUACAACCAGCUAAUCAACGACGUGAUGGUUUCUGAUAGUAACUUUCUCAUGGAUAUCAUCUUGAGGGAGUAUGCUGGUGUAUUUCUCUGCAUAAACUCACUUAUUGAUGUCGCCGGAGGACACGGCGGAUCUGCCAGGGCAAUUGCUAAGGCGUUUCCACAAAUGAAGUGCACCGUGUUGGAUCACCCUCAUGUGGUUGAAGAAGCUCCUACCAGUGACCAUGUGUCAUUUAUUUCUGGCGAUAUGUUUAAGUACAUUCCACCAGCGGAUGCUCUCUUCCUGAAGUGGGUUUUCCAUGAUUGGGGUGAUGAAGAUUGUGUCAAGAUACUGAAAAAUUGCAAGGAAGCUAUACCUCCCAGAGAAGCUGGUGGAAAGGGGAUUGAGCGAGAGGAACAUGAGUGGAAAAAGAUAUUCAUGGAAGCUGGGUUCAGCGACUACAAAAUUAUAUCAGUGCUGGGAGUUAGAUCUGUUAUUGAGCUCUACCCUUGA
Molecule: messenger RNA, 987 nt
Organism: Triticum turgidum subsp. durum (durum wheat)
Lineage: Eukaryota; Viridiplantae; Streptophyta; Magnoliopsida; Poales; Poaceae
Source: the annotation of a GenBank genome assembly